AUGGUUAUAUAUGGAUAUCCAGUAGGCGACAUUGUCGAUUCAACUAAACUUAUUGUUCCUGACGAUCUCUAUAAAAUUCACCUUACACCCUCAAGAUCAAAAUUCAUAGUCAUUGGAACGAAAGAUUCAAUCUUUAACUGGAUGAAAUCAUAUGGAAAUGUUCUUUGUGGAUUUGAUAAUGAAACUCAAUUCAUUUCACACCCAAAAUUAUCACAAAGAUUUACAACUAGGAAUAAAUUUAAAAUUUGUUCAAUUGAACCUCAUAAAAUGCUUAAAUUUGAAUUAUAUGAUGAAAAUGAACAUGACGGUAUAUUUAAAAGAAUGUUCUCAUCUUCUAAGAUGAGACUGGAAAUAAAAGCUAAACAUUCAUCAAAACAUAUGGAGGCAUCUUCAGUUAUGAGUGUUAGUGGAAAAAAUGGUAUAAGCUUACAAGAAGUUUUGAUGGCCUUAAAAAAUAAUCCUUCAAGAUCAAGAAGAUGCUAUAACUUAAGUUCAGAACAACUCGCAAGAGUCACUUGCGACUACGAAUAA
Messenger RNA from Rhizophagus irregularis DAOM 181602=DAOM 197198, 531 nucleotides. RefSeq lists its product as uncharacterized. Lineage: Eukaryota; Fungi; Glomeromycota; Glomeromycetes; Glomerales; Glomeraceae. The record is from RefSeq and is a predicted model, not a curated record.